UAUGCCAGUAACAGGCAGACGAAAAUACAAAAAAUGACAAUAAGAAGUAGAUAGCUGAAUCGUUUAAUUUCCAAAUUUUGAAGAAAAGAAGUUUGCGCCCCACCAAACUUAACACGUCCAAAUUUAAGGUAACAUGGGACAAAAAGCAAAACCUAAGUCUAUUCAGAACCGAAAGAUUGGCGGAAAAAGCGAUCGUCUGUUUCGCGAAAAAGAACCGGACAAAGUCACCAUUAGGUUGCAGGAAGAGUGCCACGGGAAAGAGGAUAGCAAAGAUAUAUGGUCUCCGAAUAUAAAAACUGUUUUCAAAGCAUUAGCUUCAGCUAGAUUGUGUGCAGCAGUUUGGAACAACAUCACAGACUGUGAUGAAACCUACAAUUAUUGGGAACCAUUACAUUAUUUACUGUAUGGCUCGGGGUUUCAAACAUGGGAAUACUCUCCAGUGUUUGCUUUACGGUCCUACAUUUUUCUUCAUUUAUAUGCACUGCCUGCGUGGAUCUAUGAUUCAAUAUUCCACUCUAACCAAGUUCUAGUUUUCUACUUUUUGAGAUGGCUGCUAGGUUUUGCAUCUACCACUUGUGAAACUUACUUUUAUAAGGGAGUUCUUCAACAGUUUGGUCCAAAAGUUGGAAGGCUGACUUUUUUGUUCCUUCUAUUUAGUGCUGGGAUGUUUCAGUCCUCAUCAUCUUUUCUACCCUCCACAUUUUCUAUGUAUAUGACUCUAAUCUCAAUGGGUGCAUGGUUUCAAGGCAACUUUGUGUUGGCGAUUCUGGCAACAGCAAUUUCUGCCUUUUUAAGUUGGCCUUUCGCUGGCAUUAUAGGAAUUGGAAUUGCAGUAGACGCACUAGUUCUAAGAAGAAAGUGGCAAAUGUUUAUCAGUUGGUGCAUUAUAUCACUCUUCGUCAUUCUGGUUCCUUUAAUUCUAGUUGACUCCUACUACUAUGGGCGCUUGGUAGUAGCCCCACUGAAUAUCGUUUUGUACAACGUAUUUUCGGGUCACGGGCCUGACUUGUACGGAACGUCCCCGUGGACUUUUUACUUUCUGAAUGGGUUUCUUAACUUCAACGUCAUUUUCCCUUUAUCACUCGUGGCCCUUCCUGCUCAUUUGAUUACAGGAAAACUUAAACCCAUAAAAAAUCAGUCGUUUCCUAUUUGGCUAGCGCUUUUGCCUCUUUACGUUUGGAUCCUCAUAUUUUUCACCCAGCCGCACAAGGAGGAAAGAUUCCUUUAUCCUAUCUAUCCGUUGUUUGGACUUGCUGGGGCCAUCACCUGGACAUGUGCGGAAUCAUGUUUAAGGGCAUUAAAGCUGUCUGAAAAAUUUGUGCAAUCCCUGACGUUGGCGCUGGUAGUUUCGUCAUCCCUUAUUUCUGUUAGCCGAAUUAUCGGCCAAUACAGAGGAUAUCAUGCCCCUAUGGAUGUCUUCCUUGAACUGAACCGUUUGGCGUGGGAAAAUGAGGGUGACACAAAGGAAUAUAACGUCUGUGUUGGUAAAGAGUGGCAUCGCUUUCCUUCAAGCUUCUUCCUUCCAAAUAACAUGAAAUUACGUUUUAUACCCUCUGAAUUUCGGGGCCAACUACCACGUCCGUUCGAUCCGCCUCCCAACGGGACUUGGACAUUACCGCCGCACAUGAACGACCUCAAUAAAGAAGAGCCAACGCGAUAUGCAUCCCUAAAAGAUUGCCAUUAUUUGGUGGAUCUGGAAACCGGUCAAGCAACUGAGCGCGAGCCACAGUAUAGUCAAACGACCUCUGAGUGGGAGGCCAUUUUUCAAGUAGAUUUCCUAGAUAAUGCCAGAUCACCGCAGUUUUUGAGAGCUUUCUACAUCCCUUGGUUUAGUGAGAAUUAUUGCAAAAGAAUUCCCUACGUGUUGCUCAAGCGGCGGCCCAACCCUAACAAGAAAAAGAGGCAACGUUGAUAACAUUAUCCAACGUUUCUUGUAUUCUGUCGUUUUCUCAUCAUUUUUCGUGGUUUGUUUUAAAUGGAGUGAAACAGUGACAAUUGAACUUUCAAGUAGAAUUAAAAAGGUCUGGUGAUGAA
Molecule: messenger RNA, 2034 nt
Organism: Daphnia carinata
Lineage: Eukaryota; Metazoa; Arthropoda; Branchiopoda; Diplostraca; Daphniidae
Gene: Alg9
Product: alpha-1,2-mannosyltransferase ALG9-like
Exons: 13
Coding region: 134-1912 (592 amino acids)
Biological process (GO): protein N-linked glycosylation
Cellular component (GO): endoplasmic reticulum membrane
Molecular function (GO): alpha-1,2-mannosyltransferase activity
Source: RefSeq, a predicted model, not a curated record